Messenger RNA from Verticillium alfalfae VaMs.102, 900 nucleotides. RefSeq lists its product with no specific name. The coding region runs from base 1 to 900 and encodes 299 amino acids. Lineage: Eukaryota; Fungi; Ascomycota; Sordariomycetes; Glomerellales; Plectosphaerellaceae. The record is from RefSeq and is a predicted model, not a curated record. The transcript is spliced from 5 exons.
AUGUCAAGUGGCAAGCGAUGGGAUAAGAUCCUGCUUCCACAAAACCAGGCAGAUAGGAGGAAAUUAAGACUUGCAGUUCGAUUGAGGUCAAUCAGGGGUCCAAGUGACGAUGUCCUCCGCCACCUCCUUAGGGAGGCCGUUCGUCACAAAGUCCCUACCUACGGUACCCAGGCGAGUCAUGGCCCCCCAACACCCCCAUCGUACCCCGCAUUGCCGGGUGAACCCUCGAUCAAUCUAUGGCUGAGUAUCAUCAUUUCUCGCCUGGUCGACAGACAUUUGUCUCGCCUUAGACCUCUUGUUAUUCAAUGCCACACCGACGACCAAGUGCCGGCGAAGGGAGUGCAGCUAUGGAGACUGGCGCGGCCCGAUCGCAAGACCGUGUCUCCAAGCGAACGUCGAAUGCGUAUGUAUUAUUUUGCCUGUGCUCAACAGCCUGUCAGUCGCAAGACCCGAAUUCGUCUGACUCAAGUUUAUCUCAUGGAUCUUCAGAAUUCUGUCCAAGAAGCGGAACAUCGCCGUCAGAGAAGGGAUUCUCGUGGAUCACCAAUUGGUGAACGGGCAGGUCAACGCUCAAACGAAGAGGAAAUAAGUUCGUCUGUCAAUGGGACAGUGCAACAGCAGGAAGCAGCAGGCGGCCCCUCCAACACGUAUGCCACGCCAAGGUCGGAGGACAUAGGUUUCCAAGCGCCAGCGCUACAAGAGUCCCCAGAUCACACUGAACCAGCUUCCCUUGCUGUGGAGAAUCCUCUUUCGCUCCGACAUGCGGAAUUCACGACUUCCGCUGCGGGAGUCACAUGUGAGUCUUCCAGGCUGGCACCUCCACUGGCUAUCCGACAUGAUUCUGACAGCCAGAUUACCUGGGCACCUCUUCCAACUGGUCCUUCACUCGCCGCGUUCUGA